AUUGCAGUUUGUUAGUGCGGGCUGCCGCAUCGAGCUAAAUAAACUAAUUACAAGUUAUUCCAAAAUCACGUUUUAUUUUUAUUUCGUGACGUCCUAUGCUAAUUUUUAAUUGUUGAAUUAUUUGAUUUUGGAUUGAAUAACAUCUCUCUUCUUCGGAAGUAUCGGAAAGUUUGUUUAAAUUUUCUGUAUGUGGAUUUGGAGCAAGCUUGGUCUUAGAAAUCCCAUUUCUAAACUAAUGUCGUUCCUGUUACCUUCUUCUUCUCCUCAGAAAGCGAGGCAACUUCCGGUUGUUGUAGUUCUCGGAUCAACUGCUACUGGAAAGAGCAAGCUAGCCAUCGAUCUUGCAAGUCAUUAUGGGGGAGAAGUUAUUUCCGCAGACUCGAUGCAGGUAUACAAAGGACUUGACAUUCUGACAAAUAAAGCAACGCCUGAGGAAAUGCGAGGCGUGCCCCACCACAUGAUUGGAAUUGUUUCUCCCUUAAUUAUGAAGGACAGGAAGGAAAAGUUUGAUGUUGUCCAUUUCCGUGACCAAGCGUUACCGCUGGUGGACAAUAUUUUGAAAGCUGGAAAGAUUCCCUUCAUAGUGGGGGGAACAAAUUACUACAUUGAAAGUUUACUUUGGGAAAUUCUUAUUGCUGAAAAACAUAAAGGUCUUGUACAAGCCCCAGAUAAUCCUAGAAAACGAAAAUCACAAGAUACUCAUCAUGAUGAAGAUGAACAUAAUUCAGAAAAUGUGGAUAGCGAAACUCUGAACAAUCCAAUUAUCCGUCAGUUUUACUCAAAUCAUGGUCGUGUAGAAGAAGUAGAUAUCAAAUCUUGGAGCAAUCAAGAAAUUUACUCUGCGUUGCAAUUGGUCGACUCGGAAAGGGCCAACAGAUUGCAUCCGAAUGAUAGGAGAAAAGUUAUCAGGUCUCUUCAGGUUAGAUUUCAAACUGGCAGGAAACAUAGCCAAUUAAUUGCACAACAAUGUUCUCCCUUGGAAUGUGAAGAUCCUGACGGAGAUUGCAUAAAUCCAUCAGCAAACAGAGCAUUAGGUGGGCCAUUAAGAUUCCCUGAGGCUAUCUGUCUGUGGAUUCAAGCUGACAAAGAUAUAUUGCAAAAGCGAAUCGAAGAUAGAGUUGAUAAUAUGGUUUCAUUGGGGUUGAAGCAAGAAUUGAAUUCGUACAUUGACCUUCUUAGAAAAGAAAAUUGCAAUCUCAACUACGAAGAAGGAAUUCUUCAGUCCAUUGGUUUUAAAGAAUUUCACGCAUAUUUUCAACUGGAAUCCCAUGAAAGGAAUAGCUCCGUAGGUAUUGCAAAAUUUGAGGAAGGAAUCACACGCCUUAAAAUAGUCACAAGACAAUAUGCAAGGAAACAAUUGAAAUGGGUGAACCAACGUUUCAUUCUGCCUCACCGCCGAGAAGUGCCUCCUGUUUACAGUAUUAACGGAAAUCUUGUUGAUCAAGACAAUUGGGAGAAGAAUGUAUUUGCCCCUGCAGUUGAUAUCAUUGAGGCUUAUCUAGAAAACAAGUUAGAUUUUCCCUUAUUAAAAGAGAGACUAGUUGUCGGAAAAUGUGACAUUGAUGAAGAUGUGGUGGCUAGAGUUUGCGAAACUUGUGAUAAUCGAGUUUUUAUAGGCAAAAUGCAGUGGUUUGCUCACAUGAAGUCCAUAAAACAUAGAAAAAUGCUGAAAAAGAAAUCUGCUGCAGAAGCAGUUGUUGGAAAAAUUCAUCCUAAUAACUUAAAACCAGAGGUGCAAGAAAAUAAUGAUUCGAGUAAAACGGUAGUUUCUUCAGCAUGAAUACACAUUUACUAUUAUUUAUAUAGAAUGUGUGUAUUUACAAAUAUUUUUGUUAUGUACCAAGUAAUAAAACUAUUUUAAGUCACUUUUUUGAUAAAUUUGAAUAUAAGGUUCUGUCAAUGUCAA
This is a messenger RNA of Folsomia candida, 1906 nucleotides long. RefSeq names its product tRNA dimethylallyltransferase. Lineage: Eukaryota; Metazoa; Arthropoda; Collembola; Entomobryomorpha; Isotomidae. Bases 188 to 1780 code for a protein of 530 amino acids. Gene Ontology annotation, molecular function: tRNA dimethylallyltransferase activity. Gene Ontology annotation, biological process: tRNA modification. Gene Ontology annotation, cellular component: mitochondrion. The record is from RefSeq and is a predicted model, not a curated record. The transcript has 10 exons.